This is a messenger RNA of Arthroderma uncinatum, 2214 nucleotides long. Its product is annotated as telomeric DNA-binding factor trf1. Gene Ontology annotation, molecular function: protein homodimerization activity; double-stranded telomeric DNA binding. Gene Ontology annotation, biological process: telomere maintenance via telomere lengthening. Bases 1 to 2214 code for a protein of 737 amino acids. NCBI's taxonomy places the organism in Eukaryota, Fungi, Ascomycota, Eurotiomycetes, Onygenales, Arthrodermataceae. The transcript has 5 exons. The record is from RefSeq and is a predicted model, not a curated record.
AUGACCGAUCAGCAAGCCGGAGAUCUGCCCAGAGACGACGAGUCGGCCACCGACAGGCCACCUUCGACUGCAACGCCUUUAACGGAAGGCAAUGAACAAUUGAAAUCAACCCGCCCACUCCAGGAUGACGAUGCAUCCUUACUUCCAGACGCGAAGCGACGACGGACGGACGCGCCUGGCGGGGCUGCUGCCGUCUACGAAGUCGCUGGAGCUGCACUGGUGCCAUCGGCGAACCACCAGGAUGACCCAAGUACAUCCUCGCUCGCUGCCGUGAAGAGUACCCCAACAGGCGCUAUAGGGCUGGAUGUUAAGCGUAACCAGAUCAAGGAGGAACUGGAGGACGCACUGAGACCAACCACCCAGGCAUCAUCGGCGGAAAACGUAGCUGAGGCUAUAUCUCACCUCCUUGACCAGACACGGAGGGUAGAAGAUGCUAGCAAGCAACAGGUCGGGCAUGCUGAGCCCUCUAACUCGACGUUCCUAAAGGCAAACUCGAAUCUAAAGUUGCAGAGUCUCCCGAUUCUUGAUAACCUGUCUACUCAGAUGCUCUGCUUCGUCGCCCGUACAAACUUUCAAGACCUUAGUACGCUAGUGUUGGACCCUCAGUCUGAGAAUGCGCAGUCGUAUUCCACCUUACGCUCCCUAUUCGACCAUACCAAGAAGGUUUACACAACAACCCAAUCCUUCCUGUCCGCGUCGGAUCUGGGGUUCACGGACUCCAGUCAGGUUGAAAUAAUCCGAAAGGCAAACCUGGCGUCAUUCGUGUUCAGUCUGUUUGGAACUCAGGAGAUAGGGUUGUCCGACCUGCAUGACCACUUCCUGGAUAUAUUCGUUCCAGAAGGUGGACGGCUCCUUAAAAGUCAAGCUGCCCUAUUUCUAGAACUGAAAACGCAAACAUUCAUUGCCGCCAUGAACAACCCAGCUCGACCAAAAGCUGAUAUUUUAUACGAGUUGUUUCCCGAUAACCUUGGUGUCAAGCUACUGGCCCGAAGACCUGGUACUCGACACCCUGCUCCAAGCGAGACCGAUUUCGUUAAAAGAGCCUGGUCGCGACGGGAUAUCCUUCUGGGAGAAAUAAAUAACCCAGACUCGGCCAAUACGUUGUCUGAAAAAUACCUCUGGCAAGACUUCUUAAGAGAUGUUAGCAUCUAUGUGAGCAAGAAUAUCGAUUCUAUCACCACUCAACAGGCCAAACGAUCCAACAAAAUAAGAUCACCAACUUCGCCGCAGGAAGAGGAGAUAGAAUCCCCAGGCAUUGCCCUGGAGACGCAAUUUCCUGUAGCUCCUCCAAACCCACCAGAGCCGGCUCCUGUUGAACGGAGGAUUGGAAAGGUUGACCUUGUCGCAAGAGCUGCUCGUGCUGCACAGAUUGCUCUUCAAGGUCAAGGCUCAACACAUCUUCCAUUCCUUCAAAGCCACUUCCAGUUCCAGCAAUAUAGCCCACAGGUACCGCCUGAACCUUCGGCUAUAAGGGCAAAUGCUGCAUCCGCCAGUUAUGGAUACAUGCCAGGAGUCCCCCAUUACUCACAAUCUGAGCCCACCCAAAUUCUCUACGAACGUGCCAGGCUUGCAACUACCACACGAUCUUCCCCAAGUAGUCGUCGUGCAGGUCUCCCUAGCCAACGACGUCCAUGGACCACGGAAGAAGAGAAUGCCUUGAUGGCAGGACUUGAUCGCGUCAAAGGGCCUCACUGGAGCCAGAUACUAUCAAUGUUUGGGCCCGGGGGUACCAUCAGUGAAGCUCUCAAAGACCGUAACCAAGUCCAACUCAAGGACAAAGCACGCAACCUCAAGCUAUUCUUCUUAAAGAGCGGAAUAGAAGUUCCAUAUUACCUCAAGUUCGUCACUGGGGAGCUCAAAACUCGUGCACCAGCACAGGCUGCAAAGCAGGAGGCGCGAGAAAGGGAGCGUCAACAGGGCGAAGAGGAUAAAGCGCAUGUAGAGGGGAUUGAAGGGAUGAUGGCGCUUGCUGGAGCCCAUGCAUCAGCCUCCGUUGAGCCCUCUAUCGGGAGUAUAGAGUCGCAUCCCAACACGCAACCAAGCACGCCGGUCGUCCUUCCACAGCAACAGGAGAUGCAUCAUCAGCCUGACCAAGACCAGCAUUCAGCUGAACGGUCCGCCGAACAAGUGCUAUAUCAAAGUCUGACCCAAGACCAAAAGUCAGACAGCAUGCAGAUGGAUUCUCAACGCAAUUACGUGGAUCCUUCUCUGUAA